AUGGAAGAUUGCAAUCUGGUGUUCACACCACUUGAAGCCCGAGUUAAAUUCACUCUAAAUGAAGGAAGCCCAAGAGUGGACUUAACAAAUUUUAGAAGCCUAAUCGGGAGUCUGAGGUACCUAACCCACUCAAGACCCGAUUUGCUGUACUAUGUGGGAGUAUUGAGCAGGUUCAUGAAGAAUCCUACUUCGGAGCAUCUCAGUGGAGUUAAGCGGAUUCUCAGAUAUGUGAAGGGGACUGUCGAUUAUGGAUGUCGAUUAUGGACUUUUCUACAAGAAAGGUGGAUUGAAUUCUGA
Spirodela intermedia is the source of this 297-nucleotide messenger RNA. Lineage: Eukaryota; Viridiplantae; Streptophyta; Magnoliopsida; Alismatales; Araceae. The record is from the annotation of a GenBank genome assembly.